AUCUGUCUGGUUUGCUGCUGUGCUGUCGGACGAAUCGAAAGCGAAUGUCGCCCGUUCGCUAUCUCAUUAUUGCUUUAUGUGGCGUUGGUCACAUAUAAUUGCUUAUAUAUUAAUUCAUAAUUAAACCAGUAACUGUAAUUAGAAACAAAUAUAGUUGUUAUUUGACAAAAAGUCAACGGCGGGGAUAUUGAGGAUUUUACUUUGACAUGUGGCACUGAAGAUUUUAAUCAGUAGCAAAAAUGUUCAGAAGUAAGAUAAGAAUACACACAUGCCGAAUAAUUUUACUGACUUCUUUGGCAUGGCUUUUAAUUGAUGUUGUACUGCUGGCUAUGUAUUCUGAGUGCUUCGGCGAUGGGUGCAAUAAAAAACCUGUUUCUGAACAUGAGACUUGGAAUUCUGAACAGUACAAAGGCAAGAAGGCUGCUAUAGCAGCAGGUCAUCAUGUUGAAGAUGACACGAACAUUGAACAGAAUGAAAUCCAGGAUGUGGGGGAUGACGGUCUCAUAUUGCCACCGUAUCCGAAGUCAAGACUAAAACGAUGGGAGCCUAUGCCCACUGUCAGGCCACAAGGCGAGCUCCCAGGAGAGUUGGGCAAAGCUGUUAAUAUCCCCAUAGAACAAGAAAAAUUGAUGUUGGACAAAUUUCAAGAAAACCAAUUCAAUUUGUUGGCCAGCGACAUGAUCUCUCUCAACAGGUCACUUACGGACGUCAGAUUUGAAAAAUGUAAAGAUAAGCCAUAUCCAGAUUUGCUGCCCACGACAAGCGUAGUCAUAGUGUUCCAUAAUGAGGCGUGGACUACCCUCAUCAGGACCAUUUGGAGCACGAUCAACCGGUCACCGAGACCUUUGCUCAAGGAGAUCAUACUCGUAGACGAUGCAAGCGAGAAAGAACACUUAGGCAAGAAACUUGAGGACUACAUAAAGACGUUGCCGGUGUCCACUCGUCUGUUCCGCACUGAAAAGCGUUCGGGACUGAUCCGCGCUCGCUUGCUGGGCGCCAAGCAUGUCAAGGGUGACGUCAUCACGUUCCUAGACGCGCACUGUGAAUGCACCGAGGGUUGGCUGGAGCCUCUUCUCGCCCGCAUCGUGGAAGACAGGUCGACGGUGGUGUGCCCCAUCAUCGACGUGAUCUCCGACACCACCUUCGAGUACAUACAGGCCUCCGACAUGACGUGGGGCGGUUUUAACUGGAAGCUUAACUUUAGAUGGUAUCGCGUCCCCGAAAGAGAAAUGGCGCGGCGUGGCGGCGAUAGGACGGCGCCAUUACGCACCCCCACCAUGGCCGGCGGGCUGUUCGCCAUAGAUCGCGAGUACUUCUACAAGAUCGGCUCCUACGACGAGGGCAUGGAUAUUUGGGGAGGCGAGAACUUGGAGAUGAGCUUCAGGGUAUGGCAGUGCGGCGGCCGCCUGGAGAUAGUGCCGUGCUCGCACGUCGGCCACGUUUUCCGGGACAAGUCCCCGUACACCUUCCCCGGGGGCGUCCAGAAUGUGGUGCUCCACAACGCGGCGCGAGUCGCCGAAGUGUGGAUGGACGAGUGGGGCGAGUUCUAUUAUGCCAUGAACCCAGGAGCACUAUCGGUACCCGUUGGUGACGUCAGCGAACGUAAGGCGCUGCGUGAGCGACUCAAAUGCAAGAACUUCCGAUGGUACCUCGAAAAUAUCUACCCUGAGAGCCAGAUGCCACUGGAUUACUAUUACCUAGGAGAGAUACGCAACGCGGAAACAUCAAACUGUCUGGACACGCUUGGAGGCAAAGCCGGCCAGCCGCUCGGAAUGGGAUAUUGUCAUGGAAUGGGCGGGAAUCAGGUGUUUGCUUACACGAAACGCAAACAAAUAAUGUCGGACGACAACUGCCUGGACGCCGCGCACCCGCGAGGCCCCAUCAAGCUGAUCCGCUGUCACGGCAUGCGCGGCAACCAGGAGUGGACAUAUGACACCAAGACUCGUGUAAUCAAACACACGAACACGGGCAUGUGCCUAGAGAAGCCCGAGUCGGCGGACGUGUGGAAGCCUCUACUGCGGCCGUGCAACCGCUCCCGGGGGCAGCAGUGGCUGAUGCAGGUGGACUUCAAGUGGCAAGCCAAGAGGCACGAGGCCAGCUAGUCCAAUGGGACGGCGUCAAGCGCGCUAUCGAGGAUCGACAACGAUAGACCAUAAAAGUCUUCCCCUCUCGUUAGAUAUCAAAAUUCCUUGUUCUAAUGUAUAUCUAAAGUUUUAUAUUAAAUUUAAUUAGUAUAUCUACGCGCGAGGUCCUGUGAAUUGUUGACAAUACAUAAAAUAUGCAUGUUGUAUUAUUCAUCAUAAAAAAUAUUGCUCAAAUUAGUAUUGCGCUGAGUAGUGAUUUAUCGCUAUGUUAUAUUCAAGAUAAGACAUACGAUGUUAAUGAUUUUUAAGAAAUAUUGUAUUUUGUUUGCGGAAAUCUGAGAAAUUGAGGUUGAGAUUUUUUACUUGUGUUGUGUUGAUGUGAACGCGUAAAGAUAUUUUGGAUACCUUAUAAACGGAAAUAUAUAUUUUUUUUAUUUAAGAUAGUCUCAAUAUCUUUCUUCUGUAGUUAACAAAAAGAAAUAGUUAAUAGAAGAGCAUUUUAAAUAUUUAAAUGGAUACUCAGUACUUGUAAGUCGUGUAUUAUCAUAUCUCACCUUCGGCCAAGAACCGCGGCUUAAACUUUAUAAUGAAAAACUGAACUUUAUUUUUUUUAAACGUUAUUAUAAACACCAACAGACCUGAACUGAGCGGUUUAAAGAUCCUUCAGGGCUACCUGCAUAACUGUGAGACGCCACGGUGCUAAACUUUGCCAUUAGGCUUACAUUUAAUUUUUACGAAUAUUUCAUACCAUCCGGUCAAUUUCAUCCAAUUUACUGUACAGUACUACAUUUUCUCUGAUAAAGGAUAAGGUUUGCAGUGUGUUUGAGAAAUGUUUGCAUCGUAUGAAAACGUAUAUAGAAUUUUAUUUUUGUUACAAUAAAUAGUUUGGUUGGGUAGCGGCAGGAAUGCUACGGUUUGCCAAACUGCCUUAAAGUUUGCCACUUGCGUUUCUCGGACGCGUUUCUCGGCGUGCUGUGAGGUGGCAGCUAAAUUUGGUAUUCGACAAAUAUUUUACUUUAUAAAAUUCGGUUAUCAUUAUUCAAAAUAUGUUUUAUUUACCAGCACGCCUAGAAAACAGUCCUUAGUUUGUAUUUAGCCGGUAAAUAGAUAAGAACUUCCUAUAUGUUAAAAAUUUAAAAGACUACUUCCUAUAUCCUCUAUUUUCACAUGGUUCUACCUACAUGGGAGAUUAUAUUCUGACAUUAUUAUAUAUUUAAUCUUAGACAUAUAAGCAGGGUUGUUAUCCACAUUUUUUUGGUUCUUGCAUUUAUUGCAUAGUGUUAUCAUAUUUAGCAAUUUGAAUGAAAGAUUCAUCGAGUACGUAAUACCUUUCUCGUUCAAUAGUUUCAGUAUUCAAUGCGUAAAUUAAAGAAGUUGUUUAUCCAUAUUACGCAUAUAGGAUUUGAAAGUAGUUAUAAAUUUUGCUGCCUUAUGGAUUUCGAGUUUUAGAAUAAUGCUACAUUUAGAUGCUUCUUUCAACGAGUCUUUAUGGAAUUGCCUUCAUUUAGUUAUACAGAUAUAGAUUCUUCAAUUCUUGAAAUUAUUUUUCAAAUAUUAUUUAUGUAAAAUGUUCAAAGCAACGAAAAUGUAAUGAAAUCAAAAGUAUUUGAUGUGAAUAAUUUUAUAUUUGAAUUAUGUAGUAAUAACCAGGCGCUCGACGAGACUCAAACGAGGGUCGUGUUAGUCCUCUCGAUGCCGAAUUAUUUAUGUAAAAAUGCAUUUUUAAUGUUAGUUAUUUUUUUGUUGCUUUCUAAAGUAUUUAUUUUAAAGUUCAUCAAUAAAAUUGACCAUAUCACUAAGUAAUGUAUAUGAUGUAACAAAGAUUCUAGGUGUAGAAAACGGAAGAUUUAAUUUAUUUAUGGAAUGCAUCACAGUUUCUUGUGUGAAUAUCCUUAUAUGGAGAUUAUCAAGGUUUGUUAUAAUGAAAAACAUGUGCAGACGACGGACGAGAUCAAAUUCGUCAUGUGAUUUUUUUUAUAUUAAUGUCACUCCUCUCAUUUAAAUGAUAGUGCCCACAUUUCUAGUUUAUGAUAUGACGACUUAGUACAAAUGUAUAAAACAGUAACAAUGUUUCAUACAUUUGUACUGAGUUAUUAAUAGACAAAAGACCGGCAAUAUUCCCUCGUCUGUGCAGAUUUUCAUGCUAUUCUGCUACAUUAUUUGUAUUAAAAAAAAAAAAAACCAACUAAGGCGUUACAACUCUUAGAGAAGAGUUUUUGUAAAGUAAUACUAUAAUUAUCAUGUAAAAGUGUAAUUAUUGUAAAUAAUUUGUUAUGCGAAGAUUCGUCUAAAUGGCGACUUUGAGUACUGUACAGACAGCAAAUCAAGGGAUCAUACAAAUACGAAAGACGCAGUAAGCCACUAAACUAAUACCUAUAAGUGUAGGUUGCUUGGUAGUUUCGUCUGUACAGGUACAUUUUGAAUACCUUUAAACGUCGGAAUCUCAGAAUCGUAUUUAUUGUGUGACAAGCAGUCAACGAGUGCCAAAAGUCGCGUUUAUUUUAUCGUAAUACAUUCACCAUUCCAAUAAACAAACCUAUAAGUGACUUGAUAAAUAAAUAUUGUUUUGACUGAAUUUUACACAA
Amyelois transitella is the source of this 4669-nucleotide messenger RNA. It is a transcript of the gene Pgant5, whose product is annotated as polypeptide N-acetylgalactosaminyltransferase 5. Gene Ontology annotation, cellular component: Golgi apparatus. Bases 240 to 2102 code for a protein of 620 amino acids. The record is from RefSeq and is a predicted model, not a curated record. The transcript is spliced from 14 exons. NCBI's taxonomy places the organism in Eukaryota, Metazoa, Arthropoda, Insecta, Lepidoptera, Pyralidae.